Phyllotreta striolata is the source of this 10840-nucleotide messenger RNA. The record is from the annotation of a GenBank genome assembly. Lineage: Eukaryota; Metazoa; Arthropoda; Insecta; Coleoptera; Chrysomelidae.
ACAAAUUUGAAUGUUUCUCAACGGUUUUAAAAACGGUUGGUGUAUUGUAUAAGUGUUCGCGUUCAACUAUUGUUGAAUUGUUGUAAUAGUCUCACAAUAAUGGCAUCAUUUUAGCGAGUUGUAUUUGAAUUUAUUCAACCGUCAUUGUCAAAUCACAUUUUACACCUUUUUUUUGUUCGCGCAGUGCCAAUAUGGAGAGCCCUGUUUGGGAAAAAAUACUAAUAGAUUGGGUGAACUGUUUAAAACUCUCAAAACCCAUUCAAAAACUCGGCGAUCUCAAAGAUGGCAUAUUUUUUUCUAAUCUUUACAAAGUGAUUAAAAAGUCACCGGAACUACAUUACGAUGUUUUGAGUUCCAUAUUAAUGAUUAUAAACGAACACUACCCCAAUUUUACUACACCGAACAAUUCGACUCACCUAAACGAUCUCCCCGUUAAAGAUCUAACAGCCCUUACAUCUUUAUUGAUGCACUACACCUGCAUAUACGAUCGAAAGGACGCGUUCACAUCACCUUUAUGCUACAGUUUACAAGAAAUCACCCAAAUCCGCAUAAAAAGCUAUUUAGAGAAAGUGCAGGAAGAAUCGAGUAUAACGUACGAUCAGCUCGUCUUGAUCAUCGAUCGAUGCUUAGACGAGCAAUGCGAUGCGACUUACUUGCAAUCUCCCGUUUUACGAAGCCCCCUGCAAGACGUAUUCAAGACACCGUUGAAGGGCAGCAGGCUUAACGAGAAGAACAAGGAGAUCGCGCAGCUAAAGUCCGAUUUGGAUUUCGUGCAAGAGGAAAAGGAACAGCUAGAAGACGAACUUAAAAAUCAGAAAACCAAGUACAAUAAACUCGAGAAACAAUUAAAUAUAAAGAACGUUGAAAUCAGCAACCUUAGGAGUGAAAUUCUGCAGCUAGAAAACAGGACACCGCCUCAAUUCAGAGACCAAGAAUUACGAGACAUCCAGAAGAUUCACAGAACUAAAAUAGAAGCCUUAGAGGGUAUUAUUAAACAGUACGAGAAAGAAAACGGCGAACUCGAAGAAGAAAAAGACACCGAAAGAACUAAAGCGAAACAGCUGGAGUUCCAGUGCAAAACUUGGCUGGAGAAAUUCAUCGAGGCCGACAAGAACUGGCAGGCUUUGAACGAGAACUACUCGGAGCAGCUGGAGAAGAACAAAUAUCUGAGCGCGCAUUGCGCCGAACUCGAAGCCAUUUUGGCGGAAUUCAAAUCGUAUUCUAAAGAAGAAAGCUUCAACGAAGGUAGUUUUUGCGUGUCUUCGUUGUCGAAGAGCGUUCGUAGCCCGUCCAGUGAAGAUUUGGCGCAUUCCGUGAUCGAUAAGCAAUUCAGGGAAUUGCAAUUGGAGUAUGAAAAACUAAGAAUCGAAAAAGAGGAGGCGGCUUUGGAGUUGGAGGCUUGUCGAUCGAUGAACGAGGAAUUGAAUAGUUCCUUGCAGGAUUUGAGCGCGGAGAAUUCGAAACUGAAACUUAGUUUGAAGAGCGCCGAAGAAUUCUCUACAGUUCAAAAAGAUGCCAUUACCAAGUUUACUUUGGAGUUGAAGUCUUAUCGGUCGAUGAACAAGAGCUUAACGGAAAGCUUGGAAGCUUCCAGAAUUGAGAAUGAAAACGUUUCGAGGGAGUAUUACGAUUGCAAGGAGAGCCUCGAUAAAUUGGAAUUUAAAGCCAAUGAGAUGCAAAAAAAAUUAGAAACUUGCCAAUUAGAAAACGCUGGUCACAUGGAAGAGAUAUCGAGGUUGAAUUCGGAAAUCCAGAACCUUCAAAACUCUAUUAAAAAAUAUACAGAAGAAAAUGAAUUGAUAUCAAAUGAACUCGACCAAGCCAGAACUGAGCUGGGAAAACUUUCCCGUGAAAAAGAAACUCUUAUUAAAAGCGGUACUUUUUUGUUUAAAGAUUUGCUGCACAACGUGGAAAAAGGCCAAAUAGACGCUUUAGGAGACUCGUCUAAAUUUUUCGAAAAUAUUACAUUUAUUUUCAAUCUAGUAAACGACAAUAUGCAACAUUUGAACGAGACACUACAAGAAACGUAUGCGGAAAAUUCAAAUCUAAAAGUUAAUUUAGAAAGUGCCGAAAAAUUAUCGAAAGAUCAAAAAGAUUCAAUCAACAAAUUUUCUAUCGAACUAGAAUCUUGUUUAUCGACAAACCAGAACUUAACAGAGAACUUGGAACGAUGUGAAAGAGAGUUCGAAAGCGUUUCGAAAGAUUACCAAGAUUGUAAAGAAAACUUGAAAAAAUUAGGCUUGAAAUGCGAAGAAAUCUCGAUGAAGCUGCAAAAUUGCCAAAUAGAAAACGCCGGACUUGGCGAAGAAAUAUCCAGCCAACAUUUGAAGAAUGAGCAACUACAAAGCAACCUCGAAAAAAUAAUGGAAGAAAAAACUCUGCUUUCGAAAGAACUUGAAGACAGGAAAAUCGAAAUUGUACAAUUAAAUGAAGAAAUCAGGAUAAUAACUGAAGAAAAAACCAAUAUUACUAUCAGUCUAAACAAUACUAGUGAUGAAUUGGAGAAGAUCAAGCAAGCACACAGCAUUAUAAUUAACGAUAACGAUAAAUUAUCCAACGAUUUGCAAAUAAUUCAACGAAAUUACGAAAUAACCACAGCAGAAAAAGAUCAGUUGUCUGGAAAACUCAAACAAUUAAACCAAGAACUGGAAAAAAUAACGGAUGAAAAAACUCUGCUUUCGAAAGAACUUGAAGACAGGAAAAUUGAAAUUGUACAAUUUAACGAAGAAAUCAGGACAAUAACUAAAGAAAAAAACAAUAUUACUAUCAAUCUAAACACCACUAGCGAUGAAUUGGAGAAGAUCAAGCAAGCACACAGCACUCUAAUCAACGAUAACGAUAAAUUAUCCAACGAUUUGCAAAUAAUUCAACGAAAUUACGAAAUCACCACUGCAGAAAAAGACCAGCUAUCUGGAAAACUCAAACAAUUAAACCAAGAACUGGAAAAAAUAACGGAAGAAAAAACUUUGCUUUCAAAAGAACUUGAAGACAAGAAAAUUGAAAUUGUACAAUUUAACGAAGAAAUCAGGACAAUAACUGAAGAAAAAAACAAUAUUACUAUCAAUCUAAACACCACUAGCGAUGAAUUGGAGAAGAUCAAGCAAGCACACAGCACUCUAAUCAACGAUAACGAUAAAUUAUCCAACGAUUUGCAAAUAAUUCAACGAAAUUACGAAAUCACCACUGCAGAAAAAGACCAGCUAUCUGGAAAACUCAAACAAUUAAACCAAGAACUGGAAAAAAUAACGGAAGAAAAAACUUUGCUUUCAAAAGAACUUGAAGACAAGAAAAUUGAAAUUGUACAAUUUAACAAAGAAAUCAGGACAAUAACUGAAGAAAAAAACAAUAUUACUAUCAAUCUAAACACCACUAGCGAUGAAUUGGAGAAGAUCAAGCAAGCACACAGCACUCUAAUCAACGAUAACGAUAAAUUAUCCAACGAUUUGCAAAUAAUUCAACGAAAUUACGAAAUCACAACUGCAGAAAAAGACCAGUUAUCUGGAAAACUCAAACAAUUAAACCAAGAACUGGAAAAAAUAACGGAAGAAAAAACUCUACUUUCGAAAGAACUUGAAGACAGGAAAAUCGAAAUUGUACAAUUAAAUGAAGAAAUCAGGAUAAUAACCGAAGAAAAAACCAAUAUUACUAUCAGUCUAAACAAUACUAGUGAUGAAUUGGAGAAGAUCAAGCAAGCACACAGCAUUUUAAUCAACGAUAACGAUAAAUUAUCCAACGAUUUGCAAAUAAUUCAACGAAAUUACGAAAUCACAACUGCAGAAAAAGACCAGUUAUCUGGAAAACUCAAACAAUUAAACCAAGAACUGGAAAAAAUAACGGAAGAAAAAACUCUGCUUUCGAAAGAACUUGAAGACAGGAAAAUCGAAAUUGUGCAAUUAAAAGAAGAAAUCAGGAUAAUAACCGAAGAAAAAACCAAUAUUUCUAUCAGUCUAAACAAUACUAGUGAUGAAUUGGAGAAUAUCAAGCAAGCACACAGCAUUUUAAUCAACGAUAACGAUAAAUUAUCCAACGAUUUGCAAAUAAUUCAACGAAAUUACGAAAUAACCACCGCAGAAAAAGAUCAGUUGUCUGGAAAACUCGAACAAUUAAACAAAGUACUGGAAAAAAUAACGGAAGAAAAAACUCUGCUUUCGAAAGAACUUGAAGACACGAAAAUCGAAAUUAUACAAUUAAAUGAAGAAAUCAGGACAAUAAACGAAGAAAAAACCAAUAUUACUAUCAGUCUUAACAAUACUAGUGAUGAAUUGGAAAAGAUCAAGCAAGCACACAGCAUUCUAAUCAACGAUAACGAUAAAUUAUCCAACGAUUUGCAAAUAAUUCAACGAAAUUACGAAAUAAUCACGGCAGAAAAAGACCAGUUGUCCGGAAAACUCGAUGAAAAUGCGCUGGAAUUGCAUAAAAUUCGCGAACAUGUGGCUCAAUUAUCCGCGGAAAAGCUACAAUUCGAGCAAAAAUUGCAACAAUUAAACGAAGAACUCGAAAAAAUCAAUUUGAGUUACAAUCAAUUGUCCGUAAACUACCAGUUGAGUAACAAGACUAUCGAAGAACUGCAAUUGGAGUUGGAGAAAUGCAAUGGAGAUAUGGCAGAUGCUAAAGUGAAGAACAAGGAACUUAAUAAGAACCUGCGCUCUACUAAUAACAUGUCGAAGAAAAUUAUACAGGAUAUUAAAACGAACAUUUUAUUAGAAAAUAACGAUAAUGAAGCAGAGCAAACCGAAGAUAUUUUCGAAAAUAUACAAAAUAACUUCAAGUGCAUGAAAAACUUAAUAAACCAAAUACACAAAGAGAAAGAAGACUUAAGGAAUAUUCUCGAAGAAUGCCGAUUUGAAAAUAAAGAACUGCAAAUGGAGUUGCAAAGCUGCAAAGCGCAGGAAGAAAGCCUUGCUGUAGAGUUGCAGGAGUGCUACAAAAUCUCCAAGGAGGAAAAAGAAGAACUUUCCAAAGAGUUAAACGAGCGUAAAUCAGAAGUAGCCGGUUACCUUGAAGAUAAAUUGCAACUUAAGAAAGACAUUCGAAAAUUAACUGAUGAUAAUUUAAUUUUGUCGAAUAAUUUACAAGAGCUUUUACGCGAGAACCAGUCUUUGACGAAAGAAAAUACCAAAUUGUCGACUCAAUUAUCCAAUUUAUCUGAAGAAAACACCAAAUUAUCGACUCAACUAGCCAAUAUAUCCGAAGAAAAUAUUAACAUAUUCGAAGAUAAUACUAAAAAAUCCUCUCAACUAAGCAGCUUAUCUGAAGAAAAUGCCAAAUUAACUGAAGAAAUCACACAAAUAUCGACUGAAAUAUCUCAGUUAUCGGAAGAAAAUACUAAUUUGUUGAACGAACUAUCCAAUUUAUCAGAAGAAAACAUCAAUUUAUCUCAAGAAAAUACCAAAUUAUCGAAUGAAAUAUCAAAAUUAUCUGAAGAUAAUACCAAAUUGUCGACGCAACUAUCCAAUAAUUCUGAAGAGAUUAUCAAAUUAUCUCAAGAAAAUACUAAAAUGUCCAUUGAACUGUCCAAUUUAUCUGAAGAAAAUGCAAAAUUAUUGAGUCAAUUGUCCAAUUCUUCUGAGGAAAAUACUAGAAUCUCUACUGAACUGUCCAAUUUAUUUGAAGAAAAUUCAAAAUUAUUGAAUCAAUUGUCCAAUUCAUCUGAAGAAAAUACUAAAACGUCCAUUGAACUGUCCAAUUUAUCUGAAAAAAAUGCAAAAUUAUUGAGUCAAUUGUCCAAUUUAUCCGAAGAAAAUGCUAAAUUAUUGAGUCAAUUAUCCAAUUUGUCCAAUGAAAAAAGGAAAUUAUCUAAAGAAUAUACUGAAAUAUUGACUCAACUAUCUAAUUUAUCGGAAGAAAACAACAAAUUAUCGACUCAAAUAUCCAAUUUAUCGGAAGAAAAUUCUACAUUAUCCAAGGAAAAUACUGAAAUGUCCACUCGACUGUCCAAUGUAUCUGAAGAAAACACCAAAUUUUCUACUGAAAUAUCCAAUUUAUCCAUUGAGAAUUCCAACUUAUCAACUGAACUAUCAAAUGUAUCCAAAGAAUUGGAAAAUGCCAACCACAUUAUGAAGAACUUAAAAGAAGAAAUCAACGAUUUACGCAAAACUUUAGACGAGUAUCAAGCAGAAAAAGAAAAUAUCACAAAGCAGUACCAACUGUGCUUGAAAGAUAUCGAAACAUACAAAACCAUCCAGAAUAAACUGGACCUGCUCCAAUCGGAGAAGAAAGACAUCCUGGAAACCUUCACCAACAAACAGGUAGAAUUAUCUGUUCAAUUGGACCACCACAAAACCGCCAUCGACAAGUACUUGGAAGAAAUCGAAGCCCUGAAGACCGAAAACGCAGCCAUCUCCGCCGAGCUCCAGAAAACCAACGAAGAAAAGGUCAUCUUGAACAACUUCCUGGACCUGAACAACAACGAAAUUCAGAAGAUGACCCAGCAAAACGAAGAAAUUCUCGAAGCACUCGAAUUGAGCAAUAAACAAAUCGAAAGAGUUAUUCAGGAAAAGGCCGAUUUGUCCAGAGAGAAGAAUCGCCUUGUUAAAGAACUCGCCGAAAUAACUCAACAAUUCAACGAACUGUUGCGAGAAAACGACGCCCUAAUCGCGGAAAAAGACAAUUUCGUGCAAUUAACCUCGGAAAAAUCCGACGAAAUUACCCGAUUAGAGGAAAUUUGUACUACCAACGAUCGGGAACUUCGCAAUCUUCAAGAAAACCUCUCUACAUACCAAGAAAAAUACAGCAAAAUCACCAACGACAUGGAAACUACAAACAACAUGGCGAAGCAAAUUAAACAACAAAUAAACGAAUUCAUUUACUCCCAGAAAAGCGACGUGGAAUGCCUCAAAGAGGAGUUACUAACCGGAGUUACAGAUAUCCAACUAACUUUUAACGAGUUACAAAAUAAUCUGACUUACGUGGAAUCGAAGGUACGGGACGUUUUCAACGAGAAAAAGGGCCUCGAACAGCACCUGGAUCAAGCCAAUGAUCUAUCGAAUGAUCUAAAGCACGAAAUAAGCAAGCUUGCUCACGAUUUGGAAUUCGAUAAAUCCAAAAAUAACCAGGAAAUUAAUAAGUUCAAAUCCGAAUUGGAAAAGUGCGAGGCGCAAAUCGUAAAUCUGCUCGAACAAUCCGAGGAAUACAAGAAGAUUAACGAAGAAAAUUCUACAUUAAUUGAAACGUUAAAGGCCGAAAACGAAUCCGUAUCGAAGCAAUUGGAAGAUUACAAAUCGCACAAUGCACACCUAGUGGAAAAAUUGAAUGAAGAAAAUUGUUCUAUUGCUAAACAACUCGAAGAAAAUCGCCAGCUCUCAAUUUCAGCGAAAACUCUACAAGAAAACCUGGCAACGCUGUCCGCCGAAAACGCCGCGCUUUCGCAACAACGCGAAACAAUCGCCGAAGAAAACCGCAAUUUGUUGCAGCAAAUCGACCAACUGUCCCAAUCCAAAGCCGAAUUUUCCCAACAACUCGACCGCGUCUCCCAAGAGAAAGCCGACCUGUCCGACCGCAUGCAAACCAUGCUCAAAAACAACCACGAAAACUCCCAAUGCCUCGAAGACCUCGCCCAAAAAGUGGAGCGCCUCACCGACGAAAACGCCGAACUCCUCGGCAAACUCCCCACCCUCCUGAACGACCUAGAAGAGAAAACCAACAAGGUAGACACUCUCGAAGCGCACUGCGCCGACCUCAAGAAGCAGCUCGAAGACACCUCCGGUCUACUCGACAAGCUCUCCGACGAAAACAAAGGCAUCUUCGACAUCGUAGACCGAUUGUCCCAGGAGAAAACCGACAUGAUGCAGACCAUAGACUGCAUGUCCGAAGAAAAAAUGCAACUGCUCCAAGCCCUAAACGACCUAACCGGCGAAAUCGACGAGCUGACGCGCGACAAAACCAAACUCGCCGACCGACUAGCGACCAACGCCGACGAGCUGCAAAAAGCCAAGAAGGAAUUACACGAGAUAAUGGAAGAACAAACGCGCAAGAUGAAAGAAACCGAGGCCAGUCUGCUGCUGGCCCGUCAAGGCGCCGUCGACGUUAAAAACGAGCUGAUGAGGCGAAUCGAAUCGGCCGAGCACGAAAACAACGUGCUCAGAACGCAGCUCGAUAAGGAGAGCCAGAACCUGCAGGAGUCCUACGUGACCGUGGUCAAUUCGAACAAGAAACUUGAAUUAGAAGCCGCCAAUAUGCGCAGGAAAAUCGACGAUAAGUCGAGGCAAUUGGGCGAGGCGAAGGACGCGCGCGAUAAGUUGCUAGAAGAGAAUAACAAGCUGAAGACCGAAGUGGAUACGGUGAAGUAUAAAAGGACGAGGGAUCGGGAAGAUUUCGUGGGGUAUCUGAAGAAGGAGCGGGACGAGGCCGAUAAGAGAGUGAAGGCCGUGAGGGCGGAGCACGAGGAGAAGUUGGAGAAGAUGAAGGCGAAGAUGUUGCAACUCUAUCGGGACGAGAUCAAGAAGGAAAUGCAGAAGGUCCAUGUGGGACAAAGUGAAAAUACGGACCACGUGAGGACCAUAGUGGAGCUGCAAGCCUCCUUGCUGAAGGCCAACGAGAAGAUAUUCCUGCUGGAAACCAGAUUGGAGAAAACGAAAGAAUCGGGCGGUUCGCAGAGGAGCCUGCAGUCGCAGCAGGAAUCGAGCGUGACGCUCAGGAAUAGAGAUGUCGGUUCGAUAAGGGGCAGUAUAACAUCCUUGCGAUCCAUCGGAUUGGACAGGGACGUUUUGGGACGAAGGGAAUCGGUACAAAUGAUCAAAAAAGGUCGAAGUACCUCGACGCUGCCGAACUACAACUACAGGGAGAGCCUGAACAUCGACCGGACGGGCGGCAGGUUGUCGACGAUACACGGCCAGAACUUCGCCGAAUUCGAGGAGAUCGUCACGAUGACGAGGAGACGAUCGAUCAACAGCGUGCCCAACAUGGAAAUGGAGGACGAAGACGACGAUUUCAACAAUAAAUAUCUGGCCGAUUUGAAGGCGGGCAAGUGUACGGUACCCUCUGAAGAAUCGAAAAUCAAUCGAUUCUCCGAGCUGACUUGGAGGAAUUCCAUGUUACCGCCGCAUUUGAAGUCUUCCUAUCCCGCCGAGAUGCAGUUCCUUACGCCUACUAAGUUCAAGGAGGAGGAUAUUAAGGGCAACGUGGAACUGAACGACAGCUCGAGCAGAUUACUGCCCGGGGAAAAACCGCGACAGAAGAAAGACUUUGGUACGACUUCGUACAAGAAACCGGGACCUCCUACGCCGAGCAAGAAUGGUGGAAGAUCUUCGCUCCAGAAUAACGAGGUUCAACCGUUGAGGGAACACAACGCGACGCCCAAGAAAAUGACUCCUAAUAGAAUAAAAGCUUUAUUUAUGAGCAAGAGCAGUACGAGGGACAGGGACAAUUCUGAGAAUCAGAGUUAUACUCCACGGACUCUUAGAAGAUUAAGCAUUUUCAGAAGCAAGCAAAAAUAAAAUGUUUUUAUACAUAUGUAUAACUAUUAUAAUUUUAUCAAACGUUUUGUAGUGUAAUUUAUGUUUUGUGAUUAAAUUUUUUUACUUUAUUUCAGUCUUUAUAUUGUCAUUUAAACUAUAAGGCCCUUAUACACAUGUAAAAAACCAUUAAAUAACAAAUACUCUAUAUUUACAUUGAAAUUAUAAUAAUACAGUCUUAGUGUGAAAAUUACAUUGUUUUAAAAUUGUAAGUACGCAUAUCUUACAUAUUUUUUUAAGAUAAAACGAGUGUUUAAAUUUAAAGUCAUGUAGAAGUUUCUUGUUCGAUAUAUAAGACGAAUACGUAAAUCUACUUUUACUUAUUAAUAUUUGAAAACAAUAAGGAUAUUAGCUUAAUAUAAGAAGCGUAAACAAUUCUAUUCAUAAAUUUUCAGUACAACGUUUUUGUUUGGAGUAUGAUUUUUAAUUUGGCAUUUUAUUUUUUUAAAAACGAAAAUUAGGUAAAAGAAACGCUUAAAAACCAGCGAGCUUAACGUAAUAUCAUUAUUCUUACUUUAAUCUUAAAUUAAACAAAAACCACACUCCAAAUCUAAAUUGGAAACUUAAAACUAUUAAAAAACUUACUAUAAUUUGUUCUAAAGAGUAUGAAGUGAAAAAGGAGCGACUACAUAAGAUAAGAAAAAAAUUCAAAUUACACAAUCCAUUCAAUCCAUAGACUUAACCAAUUGCUUCUUGUUAACCUUACCCAUGGCGUUCUUAGGGAUUUCCUUUACGCUUUUAAUGAUACUCGGCACCCAAUAACCGGGCAUCUUAUCAGCGGCCCAUUCUCUGAUACCAUCCAACGUCACCUCUUUAUCCGGCUUCGUCACUAUCAAAGCGGCGACCCUUUGGCCCCAUUUCUCGUCCUCCACGCCAAACACCGCGCAUUCCUUAAUAUCCGGAUGCAGCACGAGUUUCCCUUCGAUUUGCAAAGCGCUCAGCUUGUAACCGCCCAUCUUGAUAAUAUCCACGCUCUUCCUUCCCAAUAUCCUGAAUUGCUUCACGUCCUCGUCGUACUCGCAGAUGUCACCCGUUUUGAACCAACCGUCUUCGGUGAAUUCCUUGCGCGUCGCCUCCGGUAGAUUGUAAUACUCUUUGAAUACCCCGUCUCCUUUCACCAGCAAUUCGCCUGGAAAUUUAAUUAAAAACAUUAAUUUGUUGUUGUAACGAAAAGAGGGAAAUUACCUUUGAGGUUUCCCUCGCUCGGUUUGGGAUCUUUUUUGUUGAAUACAACCUUCCCGUCGAUAUUGGUGCUCUCUAACACGAUUUUAGGUUCUUGUUUCGGUGCAGCUUCCUCGGCGAAUCUCACGGAUACUCCAGGUAGAGGUACUCCCACUGUUCCCGGAAACCUUUCGGAAUCGUACUCUUGCGAAAGAACCAUCCCGCAU